AUUCAAUUAACCCUAUACAUAAUUCAAAUUUUUAGGUAAACACUGCUGUUUGUUCUGUCAUGCAACAGCAAAUGAAAUGAAAGUUUUCAAAAAAGAAAGACCUGUUAUAGAACUACGUACGAUUGAAAGCCUUCAAAAUGAUUUUGAAAGAUUUAAGAAAAAUGGUGGCGCAAAGGAAAAUGCUAAAUAUUACAAUAAUGUUAUUACAGAACCAAUUUUAAAAAUACCUCUAGAUCAGGUUUCUUUACCAAGUCUGCAUAUUGCUCUUGGUGUAUAUUUGAAAAUUUUUAACAUGUUUGAAGAAGCAGCCCAUGAAGUUGAUAUUAUGUUGGCUGCAUCAAUAAAAAAUAAAGACAGUUUUUUAUAUGACUCAUAUCAAGACUUUAUUUUAAAACAACAACAUAUAUCAGAUCUUGAAAUCUGUAUCGCUAAUCUUGACGAUCAAAUUGAGCUAGUAAAUGAUGCUGUAGCUGCAGCUAUAUUAAAUAAUCCUGAAAAUGUAGAAAAUGUUCAGUCAAUAUACAUCCCUCAACUUGGUUCUCUAAACAGAGCACAUAUGGAAAAAGUAAGGAUAUCUUUAAAAUUAAUAACUAAUAAACAUAAAUUAUAUAAUUUUAACUAUUAUUUAUUCUAAGCACAUUAUUAUUUAAAUUAGAGAUAGGAAUUGAAUCUUUUGUUCAGAAAAACUUUAGAUCUAACCAAAGCCGAAAAGUUUGGGUUCUGUUUGGUUAGAUCUAAGGUUUGGGAUAAGGUUCGGUUUGAUUUUAUGAAAAUUAUCAAAAAUUA
Messenger RNA from Hydra vulgaris (swiftwater hydra), 786 nucleotides. NCBI's taxonomy places the organism in Eukaryota, Metazoa, Cnidaria, Hydrozoa, Anthoathecata, Hydridae. The record is from RefSeq and is a predicted model, not a curated record.